GUGACGCCCCUGGCACUGAGAUGCAGUGCCUUAGACCGGUGCGCCACUCGGGAGUUAAAUCGACAUCGACUGAUGGAAACGACGAGUUUAAAAUAAGAGCGAAUUAUCUUUUCUCUUGCGACAUAUUCAAAUUCCUUUAUUAGUCACGUUAGCCGCCAAUAAGUAUUAUUUGGAUGGAAAAACGUUUUUUUCUUAUUUCGUCGUUACGUUACGUCGAUAUUCAUAAGUUCCUCGACAACGUAAUGGGAAAAGUGUUUAUUGGCUAAAUGUGGCAACUGUUAUAUUGCUGCUGAUGAAAAUGGGCAAGUUUUCAGGCUUUGUGUGCGGGUUUUGAGUAGUCAUGCGUCCCCUGAACUUCAGACAUCCGGAAGUAAAUAAGUGAUCUCAUCGAAAGUCCAGUUGCUAAGCGGCAAGUGAAAACUGUUGUCGCAUGCAGCCACACAAACAUGAUAUCAACAACAAGGACUGAAGGAGCCAGACAGAAAGCAGAUUAGUAGUUGGCAUCAACUAGCCAGCUAUUGAUUUCGGUCUUAACCAUUCUCUUUUCACCAAUCAUAGCUAGAGAUAUUCUGGUGGCAAUUAGCUUAAAAUGCAGCUUCAAGAGAAGCCAACAGGGACAUGAAGCAGAGAAGUUGACAUUUUAUAUUCUGCCACCAUCAACAAUUUGUCAUACAAAGUAUUUCCCCUUUGCCUCUUGUUCUUUCAUUGGUCUCAUCAUACAAUCAACACACCUGACGCAGUUAGCGCUGUGUGAAUAAUAACAACACUCCUUUGAGUGUUGGACGCCCAAGAAUCAACAUGGCUGUGUUCAACACCACCAAAACAUCAUGGAGAUUACAGGAGAUUGUAGCCCACUCCAGUAAUGUGGCGUGUCUGGCCCUGGGGAAGAACUCAGGCCGUCUGCUAGCCACUGGGGGAGAGGACUGCCGAGUUAACAUCUGGGCAGUCAGCAAACCCAACUGCAUCAUGAGUUUGACAGGCCAUAAUAACCCAGUAGAGUGUGUAAAGUUUAAUAACUCUGAGGAGCAGGUGGUGGCUGGCUCACAGUCCGGAUCACUCCGCGUAUGGGACCUGGAGGCUGCAAAGAUCCUAAGAACUCUAAUGGGACACAAGGCCAAUAUCUGCAGCUUGGACUUCCACCCGUUUGGGGAAUACCUGGCAUCUGGUUCCAUGGACACCAACAUCAAGCUGUGGGAUGUACGGAGAAAGGGCUGUGUGUUCAGAUACAAGGGUCACACUCAGGCAGUGAGGUGCCUGGCCUUCAGUCCAGAUGGGAAAUGGUUGGCCUCUGCUAGUGAUGACAGCACCAUCAAGCUGUGGGACCUGACUGCGGGGAAGAUGAUCACAGAGUUUACAGCACACACCGGAGCCAUCAACAUCAUCCAGUUCCACCCCAACGAGUAUCUGCUAGCGUCAGGCAGCUCUGACAGGACCAUCAAACUGUGGGAUCUGGAAAAGUUCAAGAUGAUUGGCUCAUCAGAGGGAGAGCUGGGACCAGUCAGGUGUCUGGCCUUCAACCUGGAUGGCUGCUGUCUGUACAGUGGAGCUGUGGACUCUCUCCGUGUGUAUGGCUGGGAGCCCGACCGCUGCUUUGAUGUGGUGCCAGUGGGCUGGGGCAAGGUGGCAGACCUGGCUAUCUGCAACCACCAGCUGAUUGGCGUGUCGUACAAUCUGGCUAAUGUUUCGUCCUACGUGGUGGAUCUGACGCGGGUGAAGAAGUCUGGCUCUGUGAUCCAAGGCGUGAUCCAGGACGACCAGCCGCUCACAGAGCCCUCCCCGAAAGGAUCCACGCUGCGACGCAACUACGACCGACCCCUGACCACCUGCAGCACACAGAGGGUGAAGCAGAGUUCUGAGUCAGACCGGCGCAGUCCCGAGGGGGAGAGGAGGAGCCCCAGCAGCGAGGACGAGAAGGAGUCCUCCGCCGAGAUCCGUAACCCCGAGGACUACAAAGAGAUCUUCCAGCCAAAGAGCGCCAUCUCUCGCACCCCCCCAAAGAGUGAGCCCUUCCCUGCCCCCCUAGAAGAUGAGAGUUUUGUGGUGAGGGCUAACCAAGGGCUGGUGGAGCUCAUGACUCCUAUGACUGACAGACAGCAGCCCGGCCUGUUGAAGAACCUUCCAGUGGCAUCGUCCACUCCGGUCCUGAGGGUGGAGCCUACUGUGGUCGCCACGGCGCCCUGUCCCAUCCCAGUGGUAACCGCACGACCGCCGACUAACCACCCCCCUGCACACCACCCAGCCCCCCCACCGGUCGUUGCUAUGGCGAAGGCCAAACCCCAGCCCAGCGUCAUCUUCUCCUCCAGGAAUGAACCAAUAGGACUCAACGUGGGAGAUUUCCUUCCUCCUGCUCGUAACAACCGUCCCAGUGUACUGGGUGAUGACGAGGCUCUGGCUCAGAUCAGAAAGGGUCAUGACACCAUGUGUGUGAUGCUCACCAGUCGACACAAGAACCUGGACACCAUCAGAGCCGUGUGGGGCAGCGGGGACGUCAAGACCUCCUUGGACUCUGCGGUCUCGAUGAAGGAUCUCUCGAUCGUCGUGGACAUCCUCAACAUCGUUAACCUCAAACCGUCGCUAUGGAAACUGGACCUGUGUACCUCUAUCCUGCCCCAGAUUGAAGAGCUGCUGCAAAGCAAGUAUGAGAGUUAUGUGCAGACGGGUUGCACGUCUCUGAAGCUGAUCCUGAAGCGUUUCUGGCCUCUCAUCUCAGACACGCUGACAGCGCCCCCGUCUGUUGGAGUGGAUAUAACACGGGAGGAACGCCACCAGAAGUGCAAGGCGUGCUACAAGCAGCUGAAGAACCUCAGGGACGUGGUGAAGAACAAGUCCGACCAGGUGGGUCGCCACGGCAGCGCCUUCAAAGAGCUGCAGCUGCUCAUGGCCCCACUGGACUACUGACAGUCGACCAUGCAACUGGAGACACGCACAGAUUCCUCAAUGGCUGAGCACUGUGCUGUGAGGACUCAAGUCUGACUGACGGCGGCGCUCUGUCGUCCACCGGAGUGGUAAAUCAGGGGACAAUCACAGAUUCACACUGCGUGUGGAUGGACUGAAGCAGUGGACUCAGAGACCGGGCGGGAUAGAAGUCCAUGUUAGGACUCGGCUCUCCUAUUUAAAAACACUGGGCACUUCUGAAUCGGUAUGUGAGAGAAAUGAUGUCCUCUGUAACCUUAACUUGCCCACCACAGAUGAGCACACACACUUUCCGUAAUUCCUCCACACACACACGGGCCAGGUUUCUAUCCGAUCGUGGGUUAUAGGCGUUGCGGCUUUUAAAAAGCAAUGUUCACGAGGAGAUCCUAUUCACCAUAAAUGCUGCAUAUUUCGGGUGAAUCAGAAAUUGCCUUUAAAAGCCGCAAGGUGUGGUUCUAUUUAAAUAUUCUCUCUACAUUCUGUACCUGAGAUGUCAACCCUAGAUGCACUAUUUGAAAGUAUUGUUAACACUAAAAGAACAUGUUUUUCAAAUAAAGUCUAGUUUUAGGCAUGUUUCUGGUAUUGAAAGGAACAACUCGUUAAGAUGUGUGUAAUUCCACUCCCAACAGAGAGCAGCACUGUUUGAAAGGCACUAGUCCACCCACCACUCCAAUGUGAAGGCCUCAAUAGAAUGGAUACUCUAACGUUUUAAACUGGAAGGCAGUCGGGACCAUUCUAGCCACUGAGAGGGCAGAUACAUUUGAACAACAGUCAAAAAUGGGCUAGUAAAAUGCACAAGGUGCAAUUUUUGAAAUUGGGUUAUCAAAUCAAAUCAAAUUUUAUUAGUCACAUACAUGGUUAGCAGAUGUUAAUGCGAGUGUAGCGAAAUGCAGUAAUAACAAGUAAUCUAACCUAACAAUUCCGCAACUACUACCUUAUACACGCAAGUGUAAAGGGAUAAAGAAUAUGUACAUAAAGAUAUAUGAAUGAGUGAUGGUACAGACGGCAUAGGCAAGGUGCAGUAGAUGGUAUAGAGUACGGUAUAUACCUAUGAGAUGAGUACUGUAGGGUAUGUAAACAUAAAGUGGCAUAGUUUAAAGUGGCUAGUGGUCCAUGUAUUACAUAAGAUGGCAAGAUGCAGUAGAUGAUAUAGAGUACAGUAUAUACAUAAGAGAUGUGUAAUGUAGGGUAUGUAAACAUUAUAUUAGGUGGCAUUGUUUAAAGUGGCUGGUGGUACAUUUUUACAUAAUUUCCAUCAAUUCCCAUUUUUAAGGUGGCUGGAGCUGAGUCAGUUUGUUGGCAGCGGCCGCUAAAUGUUAGUGGUGGCUGUUUAACAGUCUGAUGGCCUUGAGAUAGAAGCUGUUUUUCAGUCUCUCGGUCCCUGCUUGGAUGCACCUGUACUGACCUCGCCUUCUGGAUGAUAGCGGGGUGAACAGGCAGUGGCUCGGGUGGUUGUUGUCCUUGAUGAUCUUUAUGGCCUUCCUGUGACAUCGGGUGGUGUAGGUGUCCUGGAGGGCAGGUAGUUUGCCCCGGGUGAUGCGUUCUGCCGACCUCACUACCCUCUGGAGAGCCUUACGGUUGUGUGCGGAGCAGUUGCCGUACCAGGCGGUGAUACAGCCCGACAGGAUGCUCUCGAUUGUGCAUCUGUAGAAGUUUGUGAGUGCUUUUGGUGACAAGCCGAAUUUCUUCAGCCUCCUGAGGUUGAAGAGGCGCUGCUGCGCCUUCUUCACAACGCUGUCUGUGUGGGUGGAUCAGUUUCUCUUCAUGUUAGCCAUUGCAUACAUUCACCCAGAGCGACUUACAGCUCGGGGAUUUGAACCAGCGACCUUUCGGUUGCUGGGCUACCUGCCACAUACCUUAUCAGAAAUGUCCAGCUCAACUAGCCCAUGUUAGAUUUUUUUUGUAACUCAUAUCACAUGAAUAGACAAUUAGCUUUAAAGCUGCGACAUUUUCUUUCACCCUAUGAGAAAAUGUGUAGAAUUGCAGGAAAUAAGCUAUAAACCUGUAAAACCAA
Messenger RNA from Salvelinus fontinalis (brook trout), 4927 nucleotides. RefSeq names its product katanin p80 WD40 repeat-containing subunit B1-like. Gene Ontology annotation, biological process: microtubule severing; microtubule depolymerization. The coding region runs from base 799 to 2898 and encodes 699 amino acids. Gene Ontology annotation, molecular function: microtubule binding. The transcript has 20 exons. The record is from RefSeq and is a predicted model, not a curated record. Gene Ontology annotation, cellular component: katanin complex. Lineage: Eukaryota; Metazoa; Chordata; Actinopteri; Salmoniformes; Salmonidae.